UUUGCAGCUAGGCGCUCCCAGGAGCGGCGCCGGAAGUGGGCUGCGGGACACUUCCGGAAAACACCGGAAGUUUACGGCUGGGCACGCCCAGGAGCGGCGCCAGAAGUGGGUGCUGACCACCCCACAAUGGCGGACCCGCGGCGGCCCGCGCGGGUUACGCGAUAUAAGCCGCCUGCUACCGAGAGCAACCCGGCGCUGGAGGACCCCACGCCGGACUACAUGAACCUGCUGGGCAUGGUGUUCAGCAUGUGCGGGCUGAUGCUCAAGCUGAAGUGGUGCGCCUGGAUCGCCGUCUACUGCUCCUUCAUCAGCUUCGCUAACUCACGCAGCUCCGAGGACACAAAGCAGAUGAUGAGCAGCUUCAUGCUGUCCAUCUCGGCCGUGGUGAUGUCCUACCUGCAGAACCCACAGCCCAUGUACCCUCCGUGGUGACGAGAGGCUUCCCGGUUCGGGGCCAUAAAAAUAAAGGGGCAGCCCUGGAGGCUGAGCUGCUGUCA
Numida meleagris (helmeted guineafowl) is the source of this 497-nucleotide messenger RNA. It is a transcript of the gene WDR83OS, whose product is annotated as WD repeat domain 83 opposite strand. The coding region runs from base 127 to 432 and encodes 101 amino acids. Gene Ontology annotation, cellular component: endoplasmic reticulum membrane. Gene Ontology annotation, biological process: protein insertion into ER membrane. The record is from RefSeq and is a predicted model, not a curated record. The transcript is spliced from 4 exons. NCBI's taxonomy places the organism in Eukaryota, Metazoa, Chordata, Aves, Galliformes, Numididae. Gene Ontology annotation, molecular function: protein folding chaperone.